Molecule: messenger RNA, 14308 nt
Organism: Rattus norvegicus (Norway rat)
Lineage: Eukaryota; Metazoa; Chordata; Mammalia; Rodentia; Muridae
Source: RefSeq, a predicted model, not a curated record
GUCUUCCUACUUCUUUUCUUCGUCUUGGCAUUUGCUGGUCACUCCUCAGCAACCAUGUCGGAGACAGCGCCAGUCCCUCAGCCUGCGUCUGUUGCCCCUGAGAAACCUGCCGCUACAAAGAAAACCAGGAAGCCUGCGAAAGCUGCUGUCCCUCGAAAGAAGCCCGCGGGACCUUCAGUGUCUGAGCUCAUCGUGCAGGCAGUCUCAUCCUCCAAGGAGCGCAGCGGCGUGUCCUUGGCUGCGCUCAAGAAGUCGCUGGCGGCGGCGGGCUACGAUGUGGAGAAGAACAACAGCCGCAUCAAACUCGGGCUGAAGAGCCUGGUGAAUAAGGGCACCCUGGUGCAGACUAAGGGUACCGGCGCUGCUGGCUCCUUUAAGCUGAACAAGAAGGCGGAGUCCAAAGCCAGCACCACCAAGGUGACAGUGAAGGCGAAAGCAUCCGGGGCAGCUAAGAAACCCAAGAAGACUGCUGGGGCUGCAGCAAAGAAGACUGUCAAGACACCGAAGAAGCCCAAGAAGCCUGCAGUUUCAAAGAAGACUUCUUCUAAGAGCCCAAAGAAGCCGAAGGUGGUCAAGGCCAAGAAGGUAGCCAAGAGCCCUGCCAAGGCAAAGGCAGUGAAGCCUAAGGCUGCCAAGGUGAAGGUGACAAAGCCAAAGACUCCAGCUAAGCCGAAGAAGGCGGCGCCCAAGAAAAAGUGAACAGUUGGAGGCUUCUUCCAGUAACCCAACGGCUCUUUUCAGAGCCACCUACAUUACUCAAAGAGCUUAGCACUAACUAGUUCACAGCAAUGUGGAACUGGGUACAAAAUAAACAGUUCUUUCCCAGUAAACGGACAAUUUGGGUCCCUCUAGGUCUAGCUUACCCCAAGUUCCUAUCAAAAUGCCUUUACCUGGGUAGUUUUAUAAUUUUUAGCCCUGGGAGACGCUACCCUCUCCAGGUGUGGGUAAGUUCUUCAUGGCGUGGUUAUGUAAUGGCAUGUGGUACCUCUCCCAGGUAAGUGUCAUGCUGCCAACAUGAGAAUGUAGGUCCUUAGUGCUCCAUAUCACUGCAGCACUAGGCAUAGGGUGUGGUCAAGAUAAAAGUUUAAAUGCAAUACACGGUUUUUUAGUUCAAACUCACAAGACUACCUUACAGAAAUGCUGGGCACUUGAAGGUUUGGUUUUGUGAGGAAUUGUGUGUUACUACGUAGUUGAUCAUCUCCCAGUAACCCCAUGUAGCCUGCCUGCUCUUGAAGCCUUUGUAGGUUUUGCUAGGUAGCCAUUUUUGACCUUGAACCGAUCCUCCUUCCAAGUGGUAGGGUUACCGCUCCCCUCCUUCCCACACACCCUGAUUUGCGGACCUCCUCUAUCCUAUCCUUUGAGUUCAGUUUUUAAAUUAUUUGAGAGUGGGGUGGGGAGGUAGCUCUUGUGUCCGCAAGUUGGGGGCGGGGGUAGGGGCGCACAACUUGAAAUUGGUUCUCUUCCACUACUUGAGUUCAAUUCAUCAGGUGACAAAUUCCUUUUGCUCUGAGCCAUCUUUCUGGCCCUGAACUUAGCUUUUGUUGUAAACAAAUUAUGGUAUCUGCAUAGCCUAGUGCAAUCAAUAUCAAUGUAGUGAAGACGCAGGGGAUUAAAGAUAAAACAAAGAUUGGCAGGAGACAGCAUGUGGUAGACACUGAUUUGCCUUUCCUUUAAAAAAAAGUCAUUUAAAUAACGUGGUAUGAAAUCUGGCACUUAGAAAACUUUAAUAUGCAGUGUUUUCUUUACAUUACUGUGCAAUGAACCUGGAGUUCAUUGCUGAGCUAUAGUCUCGUUUUGUUUUUUGUGUAUUAGUACACUCCAAAGACAGCAGCAGUAAAAUUGCAUGUGUCCAUAUAUUUUGAGACAGGCUCCCCUAAAUUGCUUAACUAGGCCGUGAACUAAUCCUGCUGCCUCAGCUUCUCUAGCAACAAGAAGGUCUGUGUUUCUAAGUCCAACUUUUAAACAUCUUAAUAUAAACAGGCACAGAGAAACAAGGCCUAGGGAUAAGGGCAACUUCUUCCUUUCAUUUCACAUCACCUUUUAUUUCUUUAAACACCCUGAAGCAGAUACAGUCAUGUUGGCAUUUUUGUUUUAGCUAUUUUAUUUGGGUUUUCAUGUAUCUCUAUUCAAACCCUUAUUUCCAGCAGGGCUCCAAAACCAGGUAGGAGAGAAAGAAGGUUAGAGAGGAAAUGGGGCAUAGGUCUCUUUAAACUACUUCCUGUUGAAUCAGUUCCUUGGGGCAAAUCCAAUCUUCCAUUUAAGUCAGAAUUUUCUCCAAUUUCUUGCUUCUUUUCUCUUGACCAUCAACAGGAGCAGAAACCAUCAGGAGGAAUAACCCUGUCUUCUUCAGAGCACCCCUCUAUUUUUCAAAGCUCUCUCUGACUCUAGCAUUUACAUCUUCUUCAUAGUGCCCAGAAGUAAACCAUUUGCAGCUGGCAGAAUCAAAUCCUUACCAGAGCAUGCGCAAGUCAAAAGUCUGCAGCUGUGGAUAAUCUAGGCAGCUCCAAAUACCACACCUGGAAUUAAAACAAACAUGUUUAUAUAACAAAGAUUUUAAAGAAACCAAAAGUCUUCAUUACACAGUCAGACGUAUUUAAAAGUGGGAGCAUUCAGUGCACAUAGUUCCAUUACAUUAUUUGGGGGGCGAAAUUGGGAUUCCACUCGGUCUUUCACAAGGAAGGUCAGUUAAGUCUACCAAUCCAGAAAGGGCGGAUCACACUUAGGCUCCGCCCAUCCUCCGCUCGCCCCAACCUUGGGAGCCCACUCAGGUCUUGUCUCAUUCUAUUGCCAUCUUCACUUCCAGUCUCCAGCUCCAAUCCCGACUUCUCGGCGUAGGAAAUCAAGGCACCUCCGGCCUAACUUCCGGCGCUUGGCUCAUCUAUCAGAUAAUUGGACGCUGGGUUUGAGCGGACCAAUCAGAAGCGUCGGGAAUCAAGCCUUACUGGCAGAGCUGUGGCCAGAGGAGCUAAGUUUACCACCCUGGGAGGUCUCCAGCCUGGAGUCUGAAGCAUGCUCCCUAGGAGGCGUCUCCGCCUGCAGUUCAGGAGCACAUCUCAUAAAUAGCCGAAAUUCUGUGAAAUCUCACAGGAAAACGAUUUUUCUUUUUCUUUUUCUUUUUUUUCAAAACAAAAUAUGGCAAACUUCUUUUUUAGUUAUUUACACAGUAACAAAGCAAUGGGUCUCUUUUCAACACUUCUGGAUAUUAUAAUCUCCUCACAUCUUUCCUGGUUGCAACUCUCUGGUUCUUCUCCUGCCCCUAAAUAAGCUUCCUCUGCCUUCUGGUCACAGCUCUCUUUGACCUCUCAUUCCCCCAUCUCUACUGUUACAACCUCUCCUUUCCUUACCAAUCCCGUUUCUAGUUAAUUCACACACACACCCCCAACACAUACAAAUUUAAAUCUAGUUUUCAUAUAUGAGAAAAUAUGCGCUAUUUGUUUCUGGGUCUGUUUUCUUUUUGUUUGGGUUAGCAAGAUUUCUGGCUCCAAACAAAUAAACUCAUGAACCUAUUGUUUUAAAUAUUGAGUGGACAGCUCUGUGUGUGUGUGUGUGUGUGUGUGUGUGUGUGUGUGUGUGUGUGUGUGUGUGUGUGUGUGUGUUUUCUCUUGCAACUCAUUGCACGACUCUGGAGUUGAAGGUUCUCUGGUUAAUAAUCGGAUUUGGUCCCCUACUGCUGAUGAGGAAGACACUGAUUCAGGGUGCUCUCCCCAUCAAUCACUAGUCAAGUAAAUGCCCUACAGCUGGAUCUUAUGGAGGCAGCUUCUCAAUUAAGAGUCUCUUCUUUCAAGCUGACACAGGAGGGUGUUUCUGGGCUUUACCUUUGGGAGCUUUGGGAGGGUAUCUCUGGGGCCUUAUCUACAAACAUCUCCCUCCUAUGUUCUGUUACUCAUACCCACUUGUUUCCUCAUGAGACAGACACAGAUGUGAGACUCAACUGUCCCAAGACAGACUCCAUUUUGUUUUUGUGUUUCUAGUGUUUUGUGGGGCUAGUGGUAGUUGUUUUGGGCACUCACAACCGUCCAUCUCUUCCAUUGAGAUGAACUACACUUGAGUAUUGUCUCACAAAUACAUAACAAAAGCUAUGGUUAUCUGAAGGGGUCAUCUUGGAAUCCAGGGCACAGGGGCUCCUUCUUUCUCAUGGUGCCUCAGCACUGAUAUGGUCUCAGGAUUUCACUGUGCGAAGAGUCUGCUGUUUGGAGUGGGAAGGUAGAAACCUGUCUAACGUUUACCUCUAGCCUGAGUUAAGAUGAACUCCAUGCUUUCUUUGCAACCUGAGGACCCAGCACUGAGUAUGAGUAACUACCAGGAUUAUUCCCUGGGGGACUCCAGAGUCCAAGUAACUCAUUCUCCAUCCUAUGCUCUCAGUCCCCUUUGCCAGCUCCUUCAAGCCAUUGUACAUGUUUAUUCCUUAAGCAAGCAGGAAAGAAUUUAUAUACUUGCCCCAUUCACCUGCAGCUACAAAUGUGAUCAGCCUUGCUUAAAUACGAAUAAAUGAUUCAUUUCCCUCCUUUCUAUAAUUCUGUCUUAGUUAGUGAAAUCACUCUUGUUGGAUUUUGGAAUAGUGAGGCUGAGGCUGACAUGCUCACUUCCAGCCUUUUCUCCAUAAAGCCCUGAGCACACUUGGCAUAUAGGUGACUGUCCUGACUACCUUAAUAGUAGUGGCUGUUGUUUCCUGGUCUGUAGUUCUGUGUCUUGUAAUUGCACCAUAUUUGUGUCCUGCAGAGAAGUGGUGAGGAGGAAAAGGCAACAACUCCGCAGGACAGAGAAACAUAGCUGGCGGGCUUGGAGAAAUUUUAUCAUGUUAGUGAUCCACUGUAACAACUUCCCUUUGCACCACUGCCACCAAAGCAGUUAUGAACGGAUAAGCCACCUCAAAAUGCUAAUGAAGCAACAGAGCUUUAGAAACCUUUUGAGUUUCAAGAGGGUUGGGAGUAAAAGUCGAUAGAUCUCACAUCAGAGCAUAUCCUGCCCUUCUGCCCUCUCUGCUGGGUCACAAGAGAGUUUUGAACUUUGUCUCUAAUUUGUUCUUUGUGUUAAAUGCUUUACAUUAUGUUCCUUUUGUCCAUCUCCCCCUCCCCUUUCUUUUUAAAGAUAAAAAGGUUCAAAGACCAGAGCAACUUUAUUGGCUGUCAAUUAGCCUCCCAUAGUGCUUCCAUUUUUUCAAAUAACUCAGCAGAGAUUCCUAGGUUUCUGUAAGUGACAAGUGCUCAGCAGGGCACCAAUGGAUCAAUGAUUGUUUUACUGGAGAUUUAGAGGGACAAACAGUGGAGAGUGUUGUCUCCAGAAAAUCAGAGACCGCUCCCCUACAACUCUGAAAGGAUUCAGGACUUGGGCAGCUCUUACGUUGGCAUCUGCUUUUGCUUCUCAAAUAGCGCAAGGAAUCUCAGAAAAUCCAGAAUACAGGUGAGUGAAGCUUAGGCCAGGCCAGGCUGCUGGGGCCUUUGAAGUGGCCCCUUGGCUAAGAAUGUGAUGUCCCUUUCAAGAAGGCCCAUGGGGUCAGUAUCCUUCCUUCAGAAGAAAUCCUUUGCCAUUCUUUCUGUCUUGGUUUUAAGAGGAAGACAGCCUGUUUAGAAGUUCAGUUGAACUUCUGUUUUAAUUCUCUCUCUCUCUCUCUCUCUCUCUCUCUCUCUCUCUCUCUCUCUGUGUGUGUGUGUGUGUGUGUGUGUGUGUGUGUGUAGAACUAGGAUGGGUCUCAGAAGCAGCUGCCAUAGAACAGGAAGCAAAAAGCACUGCUCUUAAAUAGCCUUCUACUCCCUUUGGUUGUCAGUGUGUCUUCCUGGGCCAUAUCAGAACUAUAGCUCUCAUUGAAGUCUGGCCUCCUUCCCACUUUCUCUGUAGCCUAGGCUCUGGCAUGACACUCCCUAAGUUCACAUCACCUGAACUUCUGGGAGCAGUUUUCAGCCACAGAGAAGAGACAGGAAUCCCCUGGUUCUCCAGAAAUGUUGUUCCCCCUCUCCCCUCUUCAGCCCUCUUUCCAGUUCUGUUAGUACCAGAAUAAACCAAUUCUUGGCCAGACAUGGUGGUACAAACUAGUGUAAUGCCAGAAGGCAAAGACAAACAGAUUGACUCAUUUAUUCCUAUAAUUAGAAGAGUUGGUCAUUUCUUGGUGGCCUGUUUCCUAUAUGUUCCUUUUUCUGUGUUUUUAUUUUUAUAUGCUGUGUCAUGUCUUCUUAAUCCUCUGCCUUCUCUUUAAGUCCUGGUAUUCUAUCUUCCACUUGAUCCAUCCUACUUGGGAGGAAUUUGUUUGGGUUUUCUAGUAGGGUUAUUUGGUUUUUCAGUUCCCUCUUCAUUUUUACCUUGAGUCAACUGCAAUGUUUCUAUCUCUUCACUGAACUCUGUUUUGGAGACUUGAACUGUCUUUGUCAUCUCCAUCAGCCACGUUUGUGUCUUCUUGAACAUCACUCAGGCUUUUAUUCUCUUCAAAUUCAUUGAGAUGUGUUUCUGGCUGAGAAGAGAGGUUGGAUGUGGCCUGGGUGGGGCCAAAUGGGUCAAGGGCAGACAGGUCAUAGUGGAAGCUUAGAAGUUGGUUUUGACAUGGUUAGGAGUGGCCAGAUUAGGUUAGAGCACUGGAUAUGGGACCCAGGGUUAGAUCUAGGAGUUCCUGAAGGUACAUAGAAGGGGGAGAGUGUCAGGCAGACUUGCCCAUCUAGACCCAAGAGAAGAUCUGGCUGCUCUUGAUCUGGCUAGAUAGAGGGGUUGAAUGCCCCUACAGUUAAAAGUAAUUGCAGCUCAUGGAAACUUUUCAUACUCUCUAGCUGAGUUCAACUUCUGAACCUUGCCUUGCCUCUGCCAUUCUCAGCACAUGGCACAAGAGAACACUGGACAAAAAUGGACUGCUCUAUAGCUGAGCCAUCAUGUAGACACCCGGUGCAUUUGGCAAUUAGGAAAAUGGAAUGUGAGCAAUAAAACUGGGAAACUAUACUUAAAAAUGAUUAAACUUUUAUUAAGUUGAAUGUAAAUGGCUACAUGGGAUAGUGGUUAUUAUGUAAAUACAAUGAGAUAUUUAUGUAUCUUCUCAAUUCUAAGCUGUUUCUCUUUUCUAGAGACUAAAAACCUCUGAAACCGGUAACUGUCAGUUGACUGCAUUUAAAUUUAGGUGAGGUUUACAUCGGCCACUGUGGAAAACAUUCCUCUACUUCUGAUUGCUUUGGAAACUUCUCAGGAAAAGCCAUGGGCUCAGACUUUAGCACAGUGAAGUCAAGAAAGGUCACUUUUUGCUCCAUCUGCAAGGCCAUGAUGUCUCACCCAGUGAGCAUCAACUGUGGACACAGCUACUGCAAAUCCUGCACACAGAGCCAUUAUUGCAAUGUCAGCUCAAAGACAGGAUGGAAGAUGUUGGGCUGCCCUUUGUGUAGUAGUCCAUUUAGUUUAGAGAACCUCAGGCCCAACAAGGAGCUAGAAACCAUAACUGAUAUGAUCAAAGGGAUAGAAGGGCAGGAUCAUGACACGGUGUGUGAGGAACAUGAAGAGAAACUUAAUCGCUUUUGUGGAGAUGAUGGUCAGCUCCUCUGCUGGCGCUGUUGUUGGGAAGAUCAGCACAAAGGUCAUACCUUAUUUGCUGUGAAUGAUGUGUACUAGAACUAUAAGGUGAGAAUUAUGGUUGGGGGCCUUUACACGUGUCCAGUCUAAUGAUCUCCUAUGAGAAUCAUAGAGAAUUGCUGUGUAAUAAGGACCCAUUUCAGACCCCAGCACCCACAUAAAAAGCAUGGCUAUACCUCCCCUGAAACCUUAGUGUUGUAAAGAGCAAAGACAGAAGGAUCAGUGGACUUGAUGGCCACCAGCUUAACUCCAAGUUCAGUGUGAGACCCUACCUCAAAAGAAUAAGGCUGAGAGACAGAACAGGAAAGCAUUGUCUUCUGCCUCUAUGUGUAUACACAGCGUGGGCACUCCCAUACAUGUGCAUGCAUACAACUAUAUCUCUCCUUCUGCAUACCUCUCUUUCAUAUACACACCACUCCUGUCAUCAUCACCACCUUCACCAUCACCAACCAAGAUAACUCCACACACAAUGUCAUACCGUAGGAACUUCUUCAUCAUUGCCAAGGUAAGCAGUCCUGUAGAGGAGGUAAUGACACAGGAAACAAAGCUGAGCCAAGAUUCAUCCCCAUCACUUCCAAUUCUUAAUCUCAGACCAAGUGAUACUUACUAUCACUUGUUCAUUUUGUACCUACUAUGUUCAUUUAGAAAGUUUAUUUGGAAAAUAAAGGGCCAGAGGCACUGAGAAGAUCCAGUACUGUAAAAUAAAAACAUCAUGGGGAAAUUUCAAAUUAUUUUCAUAAGAAAGAGUGUGAGAGGGUGGGUUCAAAGAAGAUUCCAGAAGGGUCAAAGAUCUGAAAGUAAAUGUUUGUGGUGAGUUAGCAAUGGGAGGUUUGCCAUGAUUUGUAGGUCCUCCCUUGAAAGCCCAGGGCCUUCUGCACUGACACAGUGAGAGACAUGGUCAGUCUUUCUGUUUUUGGAUGGUUUUGUUUUGUUUUGUUUUAAUGUGAUGUGAUUUUUUUUUUUUUUUUGGUUCUUUUUUUCGGAGCUGGAGACUGAACCCAGGGCCUUGCGCUUCCUAGGUAAGCGCUCUACCACUGAGCUAAAUCCCCAGCCCGUGAUGUGAUUUUUUAAGACAGGGUCUCUCUACAUAGCCUUGGCUGUCCUGAUACUCACUAUAGUCAAAGCUAGCCUUGAACUCACAGAGAGCUGCCUGCCUCUGUCCCCAAGUGCUGUGAUCACAGGCAUGCACCACCAUACUUGGCUGCUAUCUUGAUCCUAGUCUAUUCUUCCAGCUUGCAGGAGAAAUUACUAAGUGGGCUCCUUGUGCUCUAUUCCAUGAAGCAAACAUAGUCUCAUAUAAAGGCCUCAAGUCUUCCAUAAGUGUGCUGCCAAUCAGCACACUUGGCUCUCCUUCGGCCUCCCUCCAACAGCUGCAUUGCAGAAAUUCCUAUUUGAAUGAUAAAAAAAAAAAAAAAAAAGGAGCGAGGAAGGAUGACAGUUACCUGCCACAGAGUCAGACUGCUGGGAUGAAACAUUAGCCCUGGUGCUCAGCAGAUGGAUAACUAAUUUGUGCUAAUUUGCUUAAAGUUUCACAUCUUGUUAUCCUGGUCUGUACAAAGACAUGAUAGCACCCGAGUCCUUAGAACAUAUGCUGGGAGUUAUGUUGGCUUUGUGGAUAUUAAACUAUGUAAAGUUUAGAACAGCAUGUGACAUAAAGCAAAGGCAAUAUUUCGUUUUUCUAAAUCAGUCACAGACUGUUUUGGAAGAUCUCUUGGAAAUUAAUUCAUACCUGUGGAAUUACAGAGGACAGGAUUCGUUUUCAUUACAGGCAAUUUCUGGUAGCCUCAAAUUGUUCUAAGUGAACAAUUAAUUUGGGGGUUUCGGGGAGUAGCUUGACAAGGAACUAAUCCUUUAAAUUGGUUUCUUGGUAUCAUCCUCCAGACCCCCCUUCUCUCCAAAUUCUAAUAACUUCAAUUAGUAUCCUGGCCUUUCCUUUGUAACUUACCCAUAAUACAUACUGUGGUGGUUUAAAUAUGCUUGGCCCUGGGAGUGGCACUAUUAGGAUGUGUGACCUUGUUAGAAAAGUGUGGCCUUGUUAGAGGAGGUAUAUCAUUGUGGGUGUGGAAGGAAGACCUUCAUCUUAGCCACCUGGAUGCCAAUCUUCUCCUGUUUGCCUUGGGAACAAACUAUAUAACUCUCAGCUCGUCCACUGCCAUGCCUGCCUGGAUGCUGCCAUGUUCCCACCUUGAUGAUAAUGGACUGAACCUCUGAACCUGUAAGCCAGCCCCAAUUAAUGUUGUCCUUUAUAAGAGUUGCCUUGGUCAUGGUGUCUCUUCACAGCAGUAGAAACCCUAACAUACAGAGUUCCAGAAGUGUCAAACAUUCAGUAUUGGGUAUGUAUUCAGCACACUGUUUUACAAGCUCUCCCCACAAAUGGCUGUAGCAAUCUCUAACAACUUUUCCCAAGUGACUUGGUUUGGCAAAUGACAUUGGUGUCCCAAUUUUACUCUUGAGACUUCCAUUUAUGCCUCCUGAGGUGAGUGAUUUGCCCCCUUUCUAAGCCUCAUUUUCCAAAGCACAGCAAUGAUGUUAAGCAUCCCAACAACUGCCCAGGAUUACUAAGGCAAUCAGUGACUUACCACUUAUAAAACCCUCAGCAUACUCUCUGAGCGAUGUACACAGAAUUCAAUAGCUAUUCUUUGUGAUCUCACCACAUUUCGGAGUGCUGAGAUUCAUAUUAAGUACCUAAUGAGGAAUCAAAUUGAGGGUGAGGGAUGUAGUUCAGUUGGUUGUGUGCUCGCUUAGCUUGCAAAAAGUUCAAUGUUUGCCAAAACUGCAUAAAGCAGGGCACAUAGAGUAUGUCUAUUUCUUGUCACUCAGAAGGUGAAGCACAAGGUCAUCUUUGGCUACUUAGUGAGUUCAAGAUCACCUUGGACCAUAUCAGACCCUGCUUCAAACUGAAAACAAGAUUGAUAAGAAUUGAUUUUACUUAAUGUUUUUCUUAACAUUUUCAGAAAAAACUCCAGAAUACCAUGACAAAAUUGAGUGAACUCCAAGAGACUCUCGAAGUUCAGAUACAUUUCAUAACAAGCCAAAUAAAUGCCUGGAAGGUAAGAGUUUGAGUUCAUUGGUGAAGAGAGAUUUUUCUGUAGUGAGUCUAGGCAUAGAGAAAGACCAGGAAAAAUACAAGAAUGGUUGGCUCCUGCCAAUACAUGGGAACCCUAAGGAAGAGAGCACUGAUUUCAUGGCCUAGAUAUUUACGUUUGUGAAACUUUGUCACCAAGCUCUUCCAUCUUCUUGGGAUGGCUAACAAUUUCAUCAAAAGCUAAACUAGCUUCUUUGGGCUUAGACUUGUCUUUAUGAAAUCAAUUUGUUACAACUGUACUUGGGUGUAAUGUACCAACAUCCAUUCCUUUGUUUCAUGCUUGUUUUGCAUGCUAGGAUGUAUGUGAACCUCCAUCUUUGCUUUGUGGCCCAGACUUUCAUUCUUUCUUUUUUAAAAAAGAUGUUAUUCAAAACAUUAAAUAUGUAUGUAUAUGGGUUUGUGAAGUGAGUAUAGGUACCCAAGGAUGGCAGAAGAGGGCAUCAGAUCUGGAGCUAAUCUGACAGGUCCUCUAUAGUAACCAUAUUUACUCUUAACUAUUGAGCCAUCUUUCCAGUCAUAAGACUUUCAUCUUUAAUAUUGCAUGCUACCUAUUUACUUUGUGGCAUGUUUUGUUUCACAUAUUAAAUGCAUUAGUCUGAUACUCUGGUGUUAUCACUCUAGAGGCAGUGGAACCUGGGAGAAUGGAGCCUAGAAAUGAGGUGGGCUUUAUUUAGAACAUCAGACAAUUGAUAUCCUGAGGGUUAACCAAGGUUGUAUGAUUAAAGUUCACAUGCAUUCAAGCUAUAUAUAAUCACAACAGCAAGGCAUGCCUGGAAACACUCUGAAUAACAGUAGUAAGAUAAUGGGUAAUCUGGAGUAAACCCACACCUGGGAGGGGCAUGAAAGUACAGUCCAAGAACAAUCCUGUACUUUGCAGGACUAAAGCCACCAGACUUGCUCAGUUUUCUUGGAGUUUUCUCAUAAGCACACAGAAUUGUUAUUACACAGCUUCAGUCAUGGGUCAUGUUCCAACACUUGGACACUAACCUUCUGACCUUGCUGUGUCAGAAUCAAGCUCUUAGCCUCACCAGGUGAGAAACAAACCUUUGAGAGAAUUCAUCAAGCAGGAUCACCCCAGGCUGAGUCUAAUGAGGGCAGUAAAAGAGACCUAUGUCAUUUCUAAAGCACAUUCAUAGCGCUAUAAAAUCUGCACACUUGUAUGGCUUCUUGAAGAGGCUGCCCACAUGUCUGAAGUACAUUCUUUCUAGAAGUAUCUGAAUUAUCCCUUUUAAAUAUUUUUUUAAAAGGAAGGCACAACUUUGUUCCUAGGCAUGGUAGAAGAGGUUUACUGUGGAUAGGAGGAAGAACAUAACCAAAAACACCUGGGAGAGUCCAGCAUGAUCAUGACCCUGAGCCAGGCCAUGUGAGGGGAAAGGGAGAAUCAGGAAAACAAAGGGUAGACAAAAAGAGCCGGGUAACCAAAAUGUUGGAUUAUAUAGGCGGCCCAAUCCCUGGGCUGGAGAUGUUUAGAGUAGGGGGUGGAUAUAUCAGCCAUACCUUGAAACGGUAGGGACCAAGGGAUCCUGGGAGAUCCUGGCAGCCAAGUCUACCCUAAUAUAUUAAAUAAGACCUCAGUCAUUCAUCCUGGGUUUGAGGCCAAUUACGACACAGUCAAUUUCCACAGCGAGUGCCAUUUCUUCCUUCUGCUUUCUUUAUAUAUGGAUGUUUAACUUGAACUUCCAGAGCAUGUAAAAAAAAUAUGUAUAUCCUUUUGUAACUGAUAAAGUAUUUGAACAAUACCCUCCUUCUCUAAUCCAAGUUUCUCAGGUUCCCAUCUCAUCUUUCUCCCAUAUCUUAGUUGAACUCGAAGAAAAUUAAUCAGGAGUUGAACCUCUCCGCACACUUCUGAGUGUCAGGAUGUUAAUUACGAAGCUAUCAGAGAUGCAUUCAAGGGUGGAAGUAACGUUAAGAGAACUCAAAAACACACCAACUGCUGCCUGAGGACCUCCGUUUGGGAAUGGUGUCUGGUUCUGGAGAAGAAGAAGCUUUCCUACAAAAUAAUUAUCCAAUCAAGACGCUAAGGUUUGAGUGGCCACUGGUGUCAAGGGCCACUGUGGAUCGUGGUCACUAGCCAGAGGAACCUGUGAGUAUUGGCUGUGGUAUGUAAAUGUGUACAAUUGGCUUUGACUGCAGGAUGAAACACUGAACCAGAACUGACAAGGUUUAGCUUUGGGACUGUGCUUAAUAAGUCUUUUCUGGUUUCAAUAUACCCAAUCUUGCCUCUUAAGACAAGACCAGCAAGAACCUGAGUAAGCUGGAAAUCAAGGCAGCUGAAUGUUUCUGCAAGGUUUGCUGCCUUUGUGCAGUUAAGAGGUUCCCAGGGAGACCAUGGUACAUGCCUGUUACGAGUGUAGUCAUAGUGGACAGGAUUUAGUGAGGAUCAAUCUCUCUCUUGUCCUACCCAGAGGGAAUGGUGACUGGUAGGUGGAACUGAGGGAGGCUACACCAGAGUUGUGAGCCCCCUGUGGCUAGCACUAUAGUUGAAGUGCGCUUGGCUUUUUGGCAUAACUCUGUCUAGAAGUUUCUACUUCUUGUCUUUGAACAUUCUUUUUUAAAACCAUGAUUUAACUUAUAAAUACAUUGGUUGAGUGACCUCAGUCCCUCAGAAAAGUAGAGAGCUAAUGAGUUGUCUACUUUUUUCCUCUUUGCAGUCUGUGGCAAGAUGAGCACUUUCCUAUCCAAGGCAGAAUAAGUCACUUUAAAAAAUUUAAAAACAAACAUUUAAUCAAAAUAUUUUUAUUUGCUAUAUGCCUGCAUUUGCUCAUGGAUCUGAGAUGGUCUAACAUGGAGCAAGUGGGGACAUAGUGGCUGUCACUGAUGUUGUUAAUGUCAGUGACAUUUGACAAUGUAGAACUCCUUGGAGCAGCAUCCCACAUACUUCUGUUUUCAUGCAAACAGUCCUAUGAAGCAAUAUUGUCCUCUCUUUCCCUUUGAAACAAUUAAGGCUCUAAGAGUUUAUGAAACUUGCUAUGGUUUGGAGAGUGGGAAUUCAGGCUCUAAACUUCUGGCUCCUGAUAUUUGAACAAUAUGCAACAUUUGCUUUGAGUAAAUCAGGAGACUGGGCUAACAAAAUUAUGCAAGAUAAGCAGGUUGUUGGGGAAAAUUAAAAAGCAUUAGAAAUAUUAUUGUAACAAAGUAAUGAGUUCUAGACCAAGGAUAGGGUAAAGCCCCUUAUGCAACUCUGUCUAUAUCACCAUUCCCCUCAAAUAAAACCCAUGUGUGCCUUAUGUAUAACCAUAAUAUCUAUAUUCCCUUUUCCUCCGAUACAACCUAUACUGUCCCCUAUGAUUAUAGGUCUAUUUGCAACUUUGACACUAGGUUUCACUAUCAUUGCUUGAAUGAAAAGGUCUUUGAAAUUUUCCAUGGUCUCAAUGUUUUACAGUUAGACUCAGAAUGACUUUACUGUCUUCAUCAGUGACACCAGUGACUUGUAAUUUCAUGAGCUCUGGUGAUUGUUUUGAAGCAUGGUUUUCAUUAUCAUGUUAUGGGGAGACUAAAGUUUGGAAUGACCAAUUUUUAUACUUGUUUUAUGAAAAAGAGAAGCCAUCAACAACAAAACAGCGGAAGGCUAAUAAAACAGAAUUCAAAUACUUGAGCACAGUAGAAGUUGUGUGACACGCCCCUGGAUACCACACACACACACACACACACACACACACACACACACACACACACACACUUUCACAC